Copidosoma floridanum is the source of this 816-nucleotide messenger RNA. RefSeq lists its product as uncharacterized. The record is from RefSeq and is a predicted model, not a curated record. Gene Ontology annotation, molecular function: poly(ADP-ribose) glycohydrolase activity. Gene Ontology annotation, biological process: carbohydrate metabolic process; regulation of DNA repair; nucleotide-sugar metabolic process. NCBI's taxonomy places the organism in Eukaryota, Metazoa, Arthropoda, Insecta, Hymenoptera, Encyrtidae. Gene Ontology annotation, cellular component: nucleus; cytoplasm.
UCUGAGACUACGGAAGAGAAAAGGAAGGAGAGAAAAGUUACCAUGGCACUGGUUAUGUUGCCGUGUGACCUGCCCUGGUGGUCGGCGGUGACAAAACAGCUGGACAGAGCUGCCGCGGCAAAGGACUCGAUCGAGCUCAUCGACGCCAUGCGCCGGCUUCACGACAUGUGCAACAUCAGCCUGGAUCCAGAAGAGGACGUGCAAGACCCCGACCUGUUCACCGGCUUCGCGAACUACCUCGAUCGGGACCUGAGCCCCGACGAGCGCGAACGCGUCUUCGCAAAAACCAUACCCAGGAUCGCCAAACAGGCCAAGGCUCUGAAAGCGCACAAACCGCCGCAGGGCUUGCACUUUAGUUUACAGCAACAGGGCGAUACGAUAGAGCACAGCUACGCGUUCGUGUCUUCCCUGAUAGCGAACGCCUUCUUCUCCACGUACCCGAAACGAACCCUCAAGACUCAUCCGACACUGCGGGACUUUAACUUUACGAAUUUCUUCAAGCACCUGCACUUAAACAGCCAGAAAGCAAAGUUGCGCGGAAUAUUCCAAUACUUUGACUACCUGGACAGCGGCGGGGAAAAGGUGCUGGAUGGCCAACUGUUGAUAUCGCGGCAGGUGAUGCUGUCGAAGCAGUGGCUGACGAUCGAGGACUGGUUGGAGAGCAGCGCCUGUCUGUGUCCUCUGACCAUCCGCCACGAGGGUAGGCUCGAGCGCGUGGAUCAAUUGGACUCGAAGCCCGCGAUGCAGGUGUGCUUCGCCAGUAGGAGCUUCGGCGACGGUGUGCUCGAGGCUGCCGCCACUCAAGAGACUAUACAA